CUGACAAGCCCGAAAGUCAUUUCCAACCUCAAGUGGACUUUGUUCCAACUAUUGGGGGCGUCGCUCCCCCUCUUCAUGGUCGCGGGCAAACUUCCACCUCGGCGCUGCUUCUAAUGGAGCCCCACCUGCUCGGGUUGCUCGUCGGCCUCCUGCUCGGUGGCACCAGGGUCCUCGCCGGCUACCCAAUUUGGUGGUCCCUGGCCCUGGGCCAGCAGUACACAUCUUUGGGCUCACAGCCCCUGCUCUGCGGCUCCAUCCCAGGCCUGGUCCCCAAGCAACUGCGCUUCUGCCGAAAUUACAUCGAGAUCAUGCCCAGUGUGGCCGAGGGCGUGAAGCUGGGCAUCCAGGAGUGCCAGCACCAGUUCCGGGGCCGCCGCUGGAACUGCACCACCAUAGAUGAUAGCUUGGCCAUCUUUGGGCCCGUCCUGGACAAAGCCACCCGCGAGUCAGCCUUCGUGCAUGCCAUCGCCUCUGCCGGUGUGGCCUUCGCGGUCACGCGCUCCUGUGCGGAGGGAACCUCCACGAUCUGCGGCUGCGAUUCGCACCACAAGGGACCACCCGGUGAAGGCUGGAAGUGGGGAGGCUGCAGUGAGGACGCGGACUUCGGGGUGCUGGUGUCCCGGGAGUUUGCUGAUGCGCGGGAGAACAGGCCAGAUGCGCGCUCCGCCAUGAACAAGCACAACAACGAGGCAGGACGUACGACCAUCCUGGACCACAUGCACCUCAAGUGUAAGUGCCAUGGGCUGUCUGGCAGCUGCGAGGUGAAGACUUGCUGGUGGGCCCAGCCUGACUUCCGCGCCAUUGGCGACUUCCUUAAGGACAAGUAUGACAGCGCCUCGGAGAUGGUGGUGGAGAAGCACCGGGAGUCCCGAGGAUGGGUGGAGACACUCCGGGCCAAGUAUGCACUCUUCAAGCCUCCCACUGAAAGGGACCUGGUCUACUAUGAGAACUCUCCCAACUUCUGUGAGCCCAACCCAGAGACAGGCUCCUUUGGCACCAGGGACCGGACUUGCAAUGUCACCUCCCAUGGCAUCGAUGGCUGUGAUCUGCUUUGUUGUGGCCGUGGCCACAACACGAGGACGGAGAAGCGGAAGGAGAAAUGCCACUGCAUCUUUCACUGGUGCUGCUAUGUCAGCUGCCAGGAGUGCAUCCGUAUCUACGAUGUGCAUACCUGCAAGUAGGGAGCCAGGGCACUGGGAAGGGGUAAAGUGUGCAGCUGGGCGGAUUCACCGAAGUCCCAUGGGAAGCAGGACCUAGAGCUGGGCCAGCCCUUGGCACCAGCCAGCGAGGAGCACGGACUGUUGCCAGCUGCAUGUGGUAAAUGACCUGGACCCAGGCGGCCUCUGCCAGGAGGUGCUCCUCCUCUUUCAUCCUGUUUCUCACCCUGCUCUGGAUGGUGUGUGGCUUUUAAAGAGGGGCUUUCUUUUUAGUUCUCCAGAGUCUGUUAGGACAGACCUGAAGCUUACCUUUGCACAUGUUAAAGAAAAUAAAAAUUAAAAAAAAAAAUCUACUCCAACAGAACAGGCUGGGCUAAUGUGAGCUCUUGGCCUGGCCUAAGACACGAGCGCGGGUAAGUCUGUCUCCAAGCUGCUUCUGCCAGUGUCAUUCCAACAUGCCUCUGAGGUGGGAGUUGUAAAGCAGGACAAAGCCCCACAUCUCCUUUUCUCCCUCUAUUCCCAUUCAGACUGGAUACACAUUCC
Molecule: messenger RNA, 1700 nt
Organism: Castor canadensis (American beaver)
Lineage: Eukaryota; Metazoa; Chordata; Mammalia; Rodentia; Castoridae
Gene: Wnt3
Product: Wnt family member 3
Biological process (GO): cell fate commitment; canonical Wnt signaling pathway; multicellular organism development
Cellular component (GO): extracellular region
Molecular function (GO): frizzled binding; cytokine activity
Source: RefSeq, a predicted model, not a curated record